CCGGUGCGGCGGCGGCGGCGGCGGGGGGUGAGUGGGUGCAGGGCAGCCAUGACGGCGCACAGCUUCGCGCUGCCCAUCGUCCUCUUCUCCGCCUUCUGGGGCCUGGUGGGGGUCGCCGCCCCCUGGUUCGUGCCCAAGGGGCCCAACCGCGGGGUGAUCAUCACGAUGCUGGUCACCACCGCCGUGUGCUGCUACCUCUUCUGGCUCAUCGCCAUCCUGGCCCAGGCCAACCCCCUCUUCGGGCCGCAGCUGAAGAACGAGACCAUCUGGUAUGUGCGGUUCCUCUGGGAGUGAGCAGCCCCCGGAGCCUGAGGAGAGACCCCCCCGACCCGUCACCCUCCUGCUGCUGUUCCAGCCUCUAACCCUCCCGUACCAGGCAGCCCCCAGAGGUGCUGGGACAGAGGCUGGCCCCGCUGCCCCAGCACACCCCGAGCACUGCAACCUGGAGCCGUGAUGGCCGGGCCCCCGAGCACGGCAGGCAGUAGCCCUGCCUGGGACGAGGGUCUGGUAAUCCCAGCCCUAGGAGCAGCCAUGCUGCCAGGGGGACAUCCCCUCAGCUGGCCAGGGGCUGCAGUCGCUGGCAGUGAGCACUGUCCUGAGAGAGAUCUGUGUGUAGUGCCAGCGGGUCCUGUCCCUGCAGUGCUCCCCCUGCUCCCUCCCGUGCACUUGAGCCCCAGCCCCCCCGAGCAAAACCUCUGCUUGUAGCCCAAGCUGCCCAACUAAUUACUGAGUCCCUGGUCAUUUCGGGCACUGGCUGUUCCUCUGCAUGAGAAGGCAGGAGCCCCUGGCAUCCUCAGCCCCCUGCGGUGAGGGUGGUCCUUGCUGAGACAGAUUCUGGCUGUGAAUGUGAGAAGGGAGGGCUGACCCUGGAAGGAGCACACAGCCCCACCGUGGGUGUGAUGAGGGGGGUGCUGGGGUACAGGGCAGGGGGUUCUGCCACUUGGCAGCCUGCUGGAGGGGGCUGAAGUGGUGCUGUGUCUCCCACCUCAGCAGUGAGGGUGCUGCAGUCGUGUCUGUACCACUCCUAUCCCUGUCCAUGUUCUGAGAAGAACUGAGUAGGGCAUUGUGUUUUAGGUUUCCCCGUAUUUAUCAGAUAAUUUAUUUGUAUUUAUUUAUUUGUCUGUGUUUGUUGAAUUUGUGUGGUGGAAAUAAAUCCUUUUUCUAGUAAGUGAUGCUGGAGGCAGAGUCACUUGCUGCUGUGA
Molecule: messenger RNA, 1202 nt
Organism: Calidris pugnax (ruff)
Lineage: Eukaryota; Metazoa; Chordata; Aves; Charadriiformes; Scolopacidae
Product: V-type proton ATPase subunit e 2
Exons: 4
Coding region: 49-294 (81 amino acids)
Biological process (GO): proton transmembrane transport
Cellular component (GO): proton-transporting V-type ATPase, V0 domain
Molecular function (GO): proton-transporting ATPase activity, rotational mechanism
Source: RefSeq, a predicted model, not a curated record